This is a messenger RNA of Pogona vitticeps (central bearded dragon), 2108 nucleotides long. The record is from RefSeq and is a predicted model, not a curated record. Lineage: Eukaryota; Metazoa; Chordata; Lepidosauria; Squamata; Agamidae.
CAAAGUCCUGCCUGCUUCUGCUGACCCUCCACAUCACGAUGGAGGGGAUGGCUCUCUACCUGGUAGCUGCUCUCCUGGUCUGUUUUCCAGCUCCAUCACACAGCCAGCUCUACUCCCUCAUCACCCCCAGUGUCUUGUGGGUGGAGAGCGAAGAGCAGGUUGUGGUGGAGGCUCAUGGACUCAACGUUGCGACAGAGGUCACAGUCAAUGUCCAAGAUUUCCCACACAAGAGGAACAACUUGUACCAGAUCAAAGCUUCCCUGACGCCAGAAAAUGGCAUGAUGGCAACUCCAUCCAUAAAGAUACCUGCAAAAGACCUCAUAAAAGAUUCCAAGAAAAAGAUGUAUGUUGUUGUCCAGGCCAUCUCUGCAAAAUUCACUCUGGAGAAAGUGGUUCUUGUCUCCUUCCAGAGUGGUUAUAUCUUCACCCAGACAGAUAAAACUAUCUAUACUCCUGGAUCACCAGUGCGCUACCGUAUUUUUUCUAUGGGUCAUGACAUGGAACGUUUGGACAGAAAUGUGAUAGUUGAGUUUAUGACACCUGAAGACAUUGUUGUCAGCCAGAAUACGAUCAACCCUGCAUCAACCGUCACCCAGACUUACAACUUACCAGAACUUGUCAGUUUGGGAACCUGGAAAGUUGUGGCCAAGUAUCAAGAUGCCCCAGAUGAGAGUUUCAGCACACAGUUCGAAGUCAAGGAAUAUGUGUUGCCAAGCUUUGAAGUUGUUGUGGAACCAGCAGAGAAGUUUUAUUACAUUGACAGCAACAGAGAUUUCCAAGUGUCUAUCACUGCAACAUUUCUCUAUGGGAAAAAAGUAGAAGGCGUAGCCUUUGUCCUCUUUGGAGUGAAAAUAGAUAACGACAAGAAGAGCAUUCCAGACUCACUCAGGAGAAUUGAGAUUGCUGAAGGGGAAGGGGAAGCGGUGCUUACAAGAGCUAUGCUUCAAUCCAGAUUUCGCAACCCCAACGAGCUCAUUGGGCACUCCCUUUAUGUCUCUGUAACAGUGAUGACGGCUUCGGAUCUGCCUAGACAUUCUUCUCCCAUGACCACAUCUGGCUCGAGACUGCCCUGCUUACACCGUACCUGUCCUUAUGCCCUGGAUUUCCAAACAAUAUAUGAUGCAGAACACAUUGGUCUCUGGCAGCGACAUGGUGUCAGCAUUGUGACAUCUCCCUAUCAGAUCCAUUUUACCAAAACCCCCAAGUACUUCAAGCCAACAAUGCCCUAUGAACUGACGGUGUAUGUCACCAAUCCUGAUGGCUCCCCAGCCGCCCGUGUCCCUGUGGUGUCAGAGCCCCUUGCAGCAAAUGCGAUAACACAGAAUGAUGGGACUGCCAAGCUGGUCCUGAACACGCCAGGAAAUGCGCAAGAGCUAAGGAUCACAGUGAAAACCAACCAUGAGGGACUCCCAAGAGAACGCCAGGCAACCAAGAGCAUGGUGGCUAGAGCUUACCAAACCCAGGGAGGAUCUGGAAACUACCUGCAUUUAGCAGUCUCAGCUACUGAGCUCAAGGCUGGGGACAACUUACCUAUCAAUUUCAAUUUGAGAAGCAACAACCAACAAGUCCUAAACAAAAACAUGUAUUUUACCUACAUAAUCUUAACUAAAGGGAAGAUACUGAUGGCUGGGAGGCAGCCAAGGAUAGCUGGACAGAAUCUGGUCACCAUGUCUCUGCGCAUCACCCCAAAUCUCAUCCCUUCCUUCCGUGUUUUGGCUUAUUACCCAGUGGGGAACAGUGAGAUUGUGGCCGACUCUGUCUGGGUGGACGUGAAGGACACCUGUAUGGGAACGCUGAUUGUAAAAGGAGCAACUGCGGCUGACAAUCAAAUCCAUGAACCAGGAGAUCUAAUGAAAAUCAAGGUGGAAGGGGAUGCAAAUGCUCGGGUCGGUCUUGUGGCUGUGGACAAAAGGCUUUAUGUCCUAAACAAUAAAUACAAACUUACCCAAAGUAAGAUCUGGGACACAGUAGAAAAGAGUGAUAUUGGCUGUACAGCUGGCAGUGGCGUGAACAAUCUGGGUGUGUUUGAAGAUGCUGGCCUCACCCUGGAGACCAGUAAAAAGCUCUCCACAAAACAAAGAUCAGGUAUGAUGAGAUCCAUGAUCUGA